Molecule: messenger RNA, 231 nt
Organism: Vespula pensylvanica (western yellowjacket)
Lineage: Eukaryota; Metazoa; Arthropoda; Insecta; Hymenoptera; Vespidae
Product: dolichyl-diphosphooligosaccharide--protein glycosyltransferase subunit 4
Exons: 1
Coding region: 1-105 (34 amino acids)
Source: RefSeq, a predicted model, not a curated record
AUGAUUACUGAUGUACAACUUACUGUUUUCUGUAACAUGCUUGGGAUCUUGUUAUUUUGUCUGGUAUUUCUAUUUCAUUACAUAAAUGCGAAUUAUUCAAAAUGAACGAACAUUUCUAUAUAUCGUUUCAAAAAACAUCAUAACAGUAUAUAGGUUAGUCGCAAAUUAUGCAGGCUACCUAUUGCAUUCCAUAUGAUGUAAAUCGUUCCAAUAACAUGAUACGAUAUUGAA